Molecule: messenger RNA, 1994 nt
Organism: Aethina tumida (small hive beetle)
Lineage: Eukaryota; Metazoa; Arthropoda; Insecta; Coleoptera; Nitidulidae
Gene: CD98hc
Exons: 7
Coding region: 136-1914 (592 amino acids)
Biological process (GO): carbohydrate metabolic process; amino acid transport
Source: RefSeq, a predicted model, not a curated record
AUUAAUCUGCGAGUUAACCAGUUGCUUUAAGUAAAGGCGUGUUCGAUAGAACGUAGUGGUGCUGUGCCCCAAUUCUUGAAAAUAGGGCCCGGUGUGUUCCUUAAACCUGGUGAUUAGCAUAAUAAUACCCGAACCAUGGAGGGGGCCAAAUUGGAAAUAUCCGGAGGCAAGAAAUCAGGCAACAAUUCACCAACAGCAACUUAUAAGGCGCUCACGGAGAAAGACAUGGAAGAGGACACGGUAGCUCGACCUAAAUCCCUGGUUAAAGUGAAAACCGAGUCACCGGAGGCAGACGGGGCCGAUGAGAAGAUGUUGCCCAAGGAAGAUGCGAAAUUAACGACGAAUUCCAAUGUGGAAAUUGGCAAUGUUAAAGUGUCCUCUCCCAACGAAAAGCAAAAUGGGGAUGCCAAGCUUGAUAUUGGUGAUUUGAAGCCGGCGUUCGUGGGUCUCACAAAGGAGGAAUUGAUGAAAUACGCCAAUGAUCCCUUCUGGGUUAGACUGCGAAUGUUUCUUUUUGUUACCUUCUGGAUAUUGUGGGCCGCCAUGUUAGUGGGUGCGGUGCUUAUCAUCUAUGCCGCCCCGAAGUGUCCCGCUCCCGAACCAAGACCGUGGUGGGAACAAGGUCCGUUAACUGAAGUGCCAUCGGAUAUCAAUCUGGAAACGUUAAAAUCGGAAAAAUUGGCUGGUUUCAAGGGCUUUAUACUUCCAUGGACGGAAGACACGUAUUCGAACACGAUAUCCGACACCCAUCAAAUCGUUAAGUUGCUGCAGGCAGCCAAGGCAAACGAUACUAAGAUAAUCGUAGAAGUUGAUCCCAGCACGUCACAGUCUUGGUUCGAGCAGUCCGAAAGCAAGGACCCCGUCUUUGAUAACUAUUACAUCUGGAAGAAGCCCAAGGAUGGUAGUGCAGAAGAUAAGCCAGAACCUCCAAAUAAUUGGAAAAAGGUUCACACCAACGAGUCAUCAUGGGUGUACUCUUCAAAACGUAAGGAAUUCUAUUACGCCCCACUGAGCAAACCCUUAUUAAAUUUCCGUAAUCAAAAUGUCACAAAUGAGUUUGUGAAGGUCAUUAAAUUAUUCGCGGACAAGGGUGCGGCCGGAUUCGUGCUGAAGAACGUCGCUUGGCUAUUGGCAGAUACUAAGUUUGAGGACGAGGCUAUCAACAACAAUCCGAAGCUCGGCAAUUUCGGAAUGAUGGAUUAUGAUUUCUACACCCAUACCAAAACUGAAAAUUUACCAGAAUUGGGAUCGCUGUUAGGAAAGUGGCGUAAAGCUGUGAAAAAUUUGACCCUGUCUGGUCCAUUUAUGGUUAAGGAAGAGUUGCACAACGUGAACUCUUAUAGAGACGAAAAGCAAUCAUUGAUGGUCGAUCUACCUGUACAGGGACAUGUUUUGUCGAAACAGUCAAUCAACGUUUCCGACUUGGUGAACUCAUUGAAUAUAUCAUUCAACGCAGAUAACGUUGCUUGGCCUCUGUGGAAGGUGAAUGCCACAGCAGUUCCUACAGACGCAAUGCAUUUAGUAACUUACCUACUGCCAGGUGUUCCUUUAAUACCCUACACUGAUGGAGUCAACGCAGAACUUACCAAGCUUAGGGAUACUUCUAAAUCCAUUAUGUGGGGCAACACAACAUAUUGGGCAGUUGCCAAUAAGACUGUGUUCACCUUUUUAAGGGAAAUUGUGGGCAGUCCUGGUAUUUUAGUAAGCUUAAACCCAACAGAUGAGAGAGUGGAGGUGGACUUCGCCAAAGACAUACCUCCAUUGUCAAAGUUGGAGGAAGUUACAGUUUUAUCCUACAGUUCCAGUUACAAUGAAACGGAAUUCAUGAAGAAAAAUGCCAAGAAGAAGGCGUCCAAUGUUCCUUUGUCGCCCAAAUCAACACUCGUUUUGUUGUAUGUUCCACCAAAGGAUUAAUUUGUAAACAUUGUAAUACAUUCCAAGAUUAAUGUUUAAUUUAAUCCAAUAAACGUAUCAGAAGAUACAAGCAGCAAGAA